CCUUGCCGGUAAAAAUUUCCCAUUGCUUGCCUAGACAGCCUCAGAGACUAGAGUAAUCCGAGUUCUGGCAGCGGAGGAUUUCUCACCCCCGCAUAUCGGACAGGAAUUCACCAGUGCCUUCCCUAGUGCCUUCCCACAAAGCAUAACACCUCAAAGGUGAGAGCUACGGAUAGAGCGUGUUCGCUUCACCAGUUUUCCUUUGCGGGUCGUUGUAUCGGACUUGGCGAAGUAGUGUGUGAUAUUGUAUCCAUGAGGGAGGUGAAGAGGGCUGUCUCCGCGCUACCUAUGCGCGAAAUGUAAUCAGAAGUUCCUACGGAGAUUUACAUGCUGGCACCCGACGCCGUUGCAGAUCAUUUGUUGGUUGAUUAUCCUAUACUAUAGCCUAGUCUUGCUGGUCGAGUCCUUCAAUAGGACAGGGCCAGGAUGAAUCGACAGACCUCUCGGACUCGCAUCUGCACAGCGACCGAGGUCAACAGUAGACUUGAAAGUUCGAGGGAGAAUUGCGCCUAAGCUUCGGCGGAGCGAUCCUGGAUCCAGACGGCCAACCAUCGAAUCGUCCUGCAGCCACGGGGCGCGCGGCCGGUGGACGUGCAACAGCACAAAUGCCAAUGCCUCCGCUAGCCCCGGCCACGCUUGGAUCGGCCAGGCCGCCAAGUCCUCUGCCGCGUGCUGUAGCCGAGAUUGCGCCCGAGGAGGCGAACUUCAAGCAUGAGAAGCGCGUCGGCAACUAUUGGAUAGGGCGGCGCUUGGGGGAAGGCGCGUUUGCCAAGGUCAAGGAAGGCAUGCACAUUCCCACAGGUGAAAAGGUUGCCGUGAAAAUCAUCGACAAGAAGAAGGCUAGGGCUGACAAGUAUGUCUCGCUGAACAUGCGCCGCGAGGCCAAGCUUAUGACCAUGCUGUGCCAUUCGAACAUCCUGAGACUGCUGGACGAGGUAGAAACGGCCAACAGCUACUACCUGGUGACGGAGAUGGCUGAAGGCGGCGACCUCAUGGAUCACAUCUACAAGAACACCCACCUGCCAGAGGACGAGGUGCGCGUGUACAUCCGUCAGAUAGUCUCGGCCAUUGAUCACAUUCAUAAAGCAGGCAUCAUUCACAGAGACCUGAAGAUUGAAAAUCUCCUACUGGAUGGAAAUCGCAAUAUCAAAAUUAUUGAUUUUGGCCUCAGCAACACCAUUCUACCACUAACACCAUCAGUACCUCGGGAGAACCACUGCAAAACUCAGUGUGGCUCACCAGCCUAUGCAGCACCAGAGCUGCUGGGACGCGAAGAGUACGGCAUUGAGGUGGACAUCUGGAGCAUCGGAGUCAACCUGUUUGCCAUGCUCACGGGUACAUUGCCAUUCACCGUCGACCCGUUCAGUAUCACGGAGCUGCACGCCAAGAUGCUGAGCCGACGUAUGAAUCCCAUGCCGGCCGGUGUCAAGGUUUCCGCAGAAUGUAUGGAUCUUCUAAAUCAGCUGCUGAACCCAAGCAGAUUGAAGCGCAUCAAGUCGGAAGAGAUAUUCCGGCAUCCUUGGCUGAACAACGAUCUCACAAUGCCAUUUGAGCCAAUGCCCUUCCCGAACACACCGUCUCCCGAUAACCUUGAAGACAGAGUCAUAGCCCACAUGACCACGAGGAUGCAAGUGAGACUGAUGGACAUCACGUCGGAUGUUGUCGAGAACAGACCCUCGGCACAGGCUACCACCUACCAUCUGCUGGCGAAGCGGCUGGCGCGCUACAACAAGGAUCACCCGGAGGCUCAGCGAAAGAAGAAGGCGUCCGGCCUGAUGAAGCGCCGCAGCAUGCUGUCGCAAGACUCGGCUGACAGGAGCACGGUGCCUGUGAUCGGUGAAGAUGAGCUUCUAGACUUUGUCAAUGGACAUGAUCUGGGAGAUGAGCGGCAAGGCAGACCUCCACCUAUAGACAAGGUCGAAGCAGCCAGUAGCUUCGCUUAUACCGGCAAGCCUUCAAAGCGACGCAACACUGUGUCAAGCGACGAGAUAUCGCCAACCAGCAUCAACUCAUCGGAACUCUCGCCACCGCAGAGUACAGUGCAGCAUGCACCACCAUUCUCCGCAGUGACACCUGAAGAGGACGACGUGAUGCGCCCUAUUCGGCGCGUGGAGAGCUUCAAGAACAAGGCCCGGGAGAUGACCCGGGGAGAGAUAACGAGACCUCUGAAGAAGUCCGUGAGCACACCGAAAGGUGUUGGCCAGUUCACAGUGAGAAGUCGCCAUCAAUCGGUCAGCGGCUCGCUUACCUCGCCAGCACCGGAAUCAUCAUCUAUAACGCCUGACGGCCUGCAUGGCAGAGGAACACCAUCACCCACAGCUCUCAAAAAGGGAGUUGAGCAUGCGUUUAACGCAGCCAGGGAGAAAAGCGCUCCCGGUGUUUGGCUUCCUCCAACAAUCGAUUCCAGCCGCACCAUGACUUCUGCAACUAGUAAACGGAACAGCAUGAGCAAACUCAGUGAGCAUUUAUCCCAAGACCAGGGCCACUCAAAGGGAAUUCUUCCAUCCUCUUUCAGCAGAGCAAUGAACGACGUUCGCUCAAACCCCGGCAACAGAACCAAAACAGACUCGCGACCAAGCAACUUACCCCUGGGUCAUCCUAAAGGUGUCAAGAAGAAUACAUUCUUCCAAGACACUCCGCCGCAGGAGAAGACAGGCCAUUUCCAGCAGGAGGAUGACAUGGCGAGUCGCAGGAACUCCAUUGUCGAGGAACUCGGAAGCAUGCAAGAUCAUCUACCUGCAAUCAACCCACGCGGCUCCAUCUCCGCCGGAAAGAGACCGCUGAGCAAGAACAAAUCGUUCACCUCUACGCAGGGAUCGCGGCCUCACACAACCGGAACACCCGCAAUACCCAGCCUGAAGCCAGUGACACCAGCUAGCGGUGUUCCCGUGAAAUUCUUCACCAUCGAAAAGCUAGAAGGACUGCCCAAGUCGUACGCACUGCGUCAGAUCAUGCACACACUGAGCGGCAUUCGUGAUAUCGAGGCGGUCGCACUAAAUGACGUGAGCGUAAAGUGCACAUGGUGCGACGUCAUUCUCGACAUAUCACUUCCAGAGGAUUUCAGCGAGAACAGCAAGCUGCGGUUCGAGCGGAUCGGAAGCGGCGGCAACCGCCUGCGCUACAACGAGAUUUGCGAGCAGAUUGCGCAUGCGCUGGCAGUCGGAGUAUGAGUUAUACUGACAAGACAUUACCCGCCUGUGUCCGUUGAUAAAACAAGUAACAGUAUGUUGAGUACCCGCGGCAAGUUACUCAAAGUACAACCAUUGAAAGUACUGGACGUCGAGCAUACCAGUGACAAUCCGAAGUAACUAUCACACAAUUUCUUGAGUUAUCCUGGACUUGUAAAAUAACCACUUUUGUCAAUGAGGAAUGUUCGGAAGAUGAAGUCUUGUUACUGGAGCAUUAAAAUACCUCAUAGUCUAUGAUCACUAGUGCGGUAUUAAGGUUUAUUAUAUAGUUGAAGUGCAUAUGCUAAAUUAUCUUGACGCCUGUUGACCUUUUGCACGUAUUUUAAUGAUACUCUGUAUCAGGCAUGUCUUAUUGAUGUUAUUUAUAAUUUCCGUUAGCUCACUCAUCUGUCUAAUUCGAAUUCUUCUCAAAAGUCAUUAUCCAACUUCUAGUUUGUGAGUAUCUUCACAUCCAAUUUUGGGAUCUUGACAGUCAAAACUCUGCAGUAAAUAUUAGAAUCUGAUAGUUUGUCCCUGGACGUUUGUCGUUUA
Sycon ciliatum is the source of this 3716-nucleotide messenger RNA. RefSeq lists its product as uncharacterized. The transcript is spliced from 7 exons. The coding region runs from base 603 to 3167 and encodes 854 amino acids. Gene Ontology annotation, molecular function: protein serine/threonine kinase activity; ATP binding. Gene Ontology annotation, biological process: protein phosphorylation; intracellular signal transduction. Gene Ontology annotation, cellular component: cytoplasm. Lineage: Eukaryota; Metazoa; Porifera; Calcarea; Leucosolenida; Sycettidae. The record is from RefSeq and is a predicted model, not a curated record.